CACCACUCUUCGCCGUAGCGCUCUCCUCAUUCUUAAAAUCUCACCAAAAUCCCCUCCCUCUGUCUCAUGGCGUCUGCGAUGCGCGUGGCACACUGCGAGCUGCGAUCGGCCAGACCAACGGCUCGGCCGAGAGAAAAGUCCGGUCCGGUUCAGGUCUCGAUCCCGAAACCCAAACCGGCGGAGGGAGAAGCCACUAACACUAACAUCCUUCUGCAGCCGCGGUUGUGUACUCUAAGAUCGUACGGUUCAGAUAGAAUAGGGGUGAUGAAGACUCGGAAGCAAGGUAGCGAUGACGUGUCCUCCUUCUUCGCCACUCUUUCUGAGUACAUCGAGAGCUCCAAGAAAAGUCACGAUUUCGAGAUCAUCUCUGGUCGUCUCGCUAUGAUGGUGUUUGCAGCGACGGUGACGAUGGAAAUGGUGACGGGAAGCUCUGUGUUCAGGAAGAUGGAUGUUGCAGGAAUAACGGAAGCGGGUGGGGUGUGUUUGGGUGCGGUAACUUGCGCUGCACUCUUUGCUUGGUUUUCCAGUGCCCGAAACAGAGUUGGUCGAAUCUUCACUGUUAGCUACAACGCAUUCAUCGAUUCCGUAAUUGACCAAAUCGUUGAUGGUUUGUUCUAUGAAAGCGAGCCUAGUGAUUGGUCUGAUGAACUCUGAUCAUGCAUGCACCACGCACUAUCAUUCUUAUUGUGUGUAAAAAUCAUAGACAUAGUUGUAAUCCUUAUAUGUUUAUCUCGCAUUUCUUGCAAAUAUUAUAUGUGUAUCAAAUACCAAUGGAUUAUGUCAAAAAAAUUAAUGGAA
Messenger RNA from Gastrolobium bilobum, 798 nucleotides. RefSeq names its product stress enhanced protein 2, chloroplastic. The transcript has 2 exons. The record is from RefSeq and is a predicted model, not a curated record. The coding region runs from base 67 to 654 and encodes 195 amino acids. Gene Ontology annotation, biological process: cellular response to high light intensity. NCBI's taxonomy places the organism in Eukaryota, Viridiplantae, Streptophyta, Magnoliopsida, Fabales, Fabaceae.